AUGAAAUCAUAAUGUUCAGCUCCAAAACCUGAUUUUUGUUCAUUGGAAUAACAACCUCCAUCAUUACCAGAUGAUGGUAUUUCUCAUGAUAGCAAGAAAUCAUUAGAUUUUGUAAAUGAGGCAACUCUUAAGGUUCGCUAUGAUAAAUUUGGGAAUCUAAUUGACAAAAAAAAACGGUAGUAAUAAGUGUCUUUUAGAGACAGAAUAGAAAAGACUUAAAAAUUAUAUGAUUUAAUAGUGUUUGAUCAUUUUAAAAUUGAAUAGGUUGAUAAACAGAAUAAAUAAUUAAGAUAAAACUAACAGUUGUGUUGUAAAAUUUAAUGA
Messenger RNA from Paramecium pentaurelia, 324 nucleotides. The record is from the annotation of a GenBank genome assembly. NCBI's taxonomy places the organism in Eukaryota, Ciliophora, Oligohymenophorea, Peniculida, Parameciidae.